UUUCAGAAUUCUCCACUUUACCAGUACUUACAGGAUCUGGGACAUACAGACUUUGAAAUAUGUUCUUCUCUGUCACCAAAACUGGAAAAAGGCACAGUGACAGAGGGACAACAAAAGCCUCCUGCCAGAGCCCUGCCAAAAUACCCGGGAUAUAGUAACCACUCAAUGAAUGUAAACACCAUUUACUAGCAUGGAAAUGGGCUAUUAACAUUAAGCAAGGCAUCCUGUUAAAAGUGGCUGAAACCAUCAAAAGUUGGAUUUUCUAUCAGUAUAAUAAGAAAGAUGACUUACUUCACAAGCUGGUAUGUUGAGAAGGUCAAUGAAGUAUCUUGUCAUCUACGUAGAAUAUCAUCUCUAUCCAGGUGGAGCCAUCCUCAUUCUUCAGUGAUACUAGGACUGUGGUAAGGAUAUUGGAUUCCGACUUGACUCACUACAUACCAUCCUGCAACAGGAAGUCCUGUUACAAGAGGAUGUGGAGCUGAUUGAGCUACUUGAUCCCAGUAUCCUGUCUGCAGGGCAACCUCAACAACAGGAAAAUGGACACCUUCCAACACUUUGCUCCCUGGCAACCCCUAAUAUUUGGGAUGUCUCAGUGCUGUUUGCCUUCAUUAGUUUGCUCAUUAUGCUUCCCACUUCGUGGAUUGCAUCUUCCUGGCUGGUAUGGGGAGUGAUUCUGUUUAUUUUUCUGAUCGUAAGAGCACUGAGAUUAUGGAGGACAGCCAAACUACAAGUAACUCUAAAAAAACACAAUGUCCAUUUAGAAGAUACAGCAACAAAUAGCCGAGCUUUUACCAACCUUGUAAGAAAAGCUUUACGUCUCAUUCAAGAAACUGAAGUCAUUUCCAGAGGAUUUACACUUUUGCUUGACAGGGUCAGUGCUGCUUGCCCAUUUAAUAAAGCUGGACAGCAUCCCAGUCAGCAUCUCAUCGGUCUUCGGAAAGCUGUCUACAGAACUGUAAGAGCCAACUUUCAAGCAGCAAGGCUAGCUACCCUAUAUAUGCUGAAAAACUACCCCCUGAACUCUGAGAGUGACAAUGUAACCAACUACAUCUGUGUGGUGCCUUUUAAGGAGCUGGGCCUGGGACUUAGUGAAGAGCAGAUUUCAGAAGAGGAAGCACAUAACCUCACAGAUGGCUUCAGCCUCCCUGCUUUGAAGGUUUUGUUUCAACUCUGGGUGGCACAGAGUUCAGAGUUCUUCAGACGGUUAGCCCUAUUACUUUCUACAGCUAAUUCACCUCCUGGGCCCUUACUGACUCCAGCACUUUUGCCUCAUCGUAUUUUAUCUGAUGUGACUCAAGGUCUACCUCAUGCUCAUUCUGCCUGCUUGGAAGAGCUUAAGCGCAGCUAUGAGUUUUAUCGGUACUUUGAAACUCAGCACCAGUCAGUACCCCAGCGUUUAUCGAAAACUCAGCAGAAGUCAAGAGAACUGAAUAAUGUUCACACAGCAGUACGCAGCUUACAGCUCCAUCUGAAAGCGUUACUGAAUGAGGUAAUAAUUCUUGAAGAUGAACUUGAAAAGCUUGUUUGUACUAAAGAAACACAGGAACUAGUAUCAGAAUCUUAUCAACUCCUAGAACAGAAGUUAAAGCUGAUUCAGCCCCAUGUUCAGGCAAGCAACAGUUGCUGGGAAGAGGCCAUUUCUCAAGUGGAUCGACUGCUCCGAAGAAACACAGAUAGAAAAGGCAAGCCUGAGAUCGUAUGUGAAAAUCCGCGUUGUACUGUGGUACCUUUGAUGCAGCCUACUCUACACAUUGCUGACAAAGAUCCAAUCCCUGAGGAGCAGGAAUUAGAAGCUUAUGUAGAUGAUAUAGAUAUGGACAGUGAUUUCAGAAAGGAUGAUUUUUAUUACUUGUCUCAAGAAGACAGAGAGAGACAGAAGCGUGAGCAUGAAGAAUCCAAGAGGGUACUCCAAGAACUAAAAUCUGUGCUGGGAUUUAAAGCAUCAGAGGCCGAAAGGCAGAAAUGGAAGCAACUUCUAUUUAGUGAUCACGCUGUGUUGAAAUCCUUGUCUCCUGUAGACCCAGUGGAACCCAUAAGUAAUUCAGAACCAUCAGUGGAUUCAGAUAUGGGGACAGUUGGUAAAAAUGAUACUGAAGAGGAAAAUAGUAAACCCUCCACAGCUGACAAUGAAAUAAGUAGUAGGACUGAGUAUUUAUCUGAAAACCCUCUAGAUGGUAAAAAUAAAGACAAUUCUGCAAAUGAAGUCUUCCUCCAAGGAGCUGAAGAAAGAGUGUGUUACCAAUGUGAGAGUGAAGAGGAAUGUCAGCAGGCAGAUGUAGAUAGCCUGUCCACUGCCCUUCCAGCUCCCAGGGACUUAUUACAGCCCUCCAUUAAGCAGAGGCUGGCCCGGCUCCAGCUGUCACCGGAUUUUACCUUCACCGCUGGUCUUGCUGCAGAAGUGGCUGCUAGAUCUCUCUCCUUUACCACCAUGCAGGAACAGACUUUUGGUGAUGAGGAGGAAGAACAAAUAAUACAAGAAAAUAAAAAUGAGGUAGAAGAGAAGUAAGAACCAAGAUUUACAUGAAGGGUUUUAAAUUGUUGCUUUUAUGCAGGUGUUUUAGCUUCAACACUAGAUAGGUGAUCCACUGGAAAGGGAAAACGAGUGUUAAGUUUACUAUAUAUAAAGCUGAGAUGUGAAUUUACAGCAAGAACCCUGGUUUGAACAACUGCUCUGAAAAUAGUAGCUAACCUGUAAAUGGCAAAUUUUUAGGAAAGUCAGAGAAAGGUAAGGGCUCUUUCAAAUAAACUGCUGUUCUACUUGCAGUACAACUGAUCGAUCUUGGGAAUUCUUUAGGUACUUUUAAUAAGAAACAAAUUUAUCAUUUCUUGCCAGAAUUUGCUAAAAUGACUGGGAUAAUUCUGUUGCAAGAACAUUAACAUUUAGUAUGACUCCUUUUUACUGUAUUCUCGCAGUUAAUAACUGCAGCUAUUAUGUUAAUAACAACUUGUUUGUAUUUUAUUUUUGUUUAUACCAGUCUUAAAGAUACAGGUUCUGAAUAAAAAAAAAAUUGAAUUCAUACAAUUAAUGUGUACUGGGGUUUGGAACUCAAAAGUAGUGUCAAAAGUACUGGGAUUGUGAAAUGUUUCUUACGUUUCCUUGUUCAUACCUGUAUUUGGUAGUUAAUUUUAAGAUGUCCUAAUAAUCAUGAAAAGAAAAACAUUGUACUGUUUUAAAAAUUAGCCUUUCAGUUAUUUUUUGUGUUUAUCUUCUGUUCGUGUUAUAACUAAUAGGGAAUGAUGUCAGAGUGGGAUCUCUUUGGUUCAAGGCCCCAUUCUCAACUUUGCAGCAAGUUCUUUGUGUAGGUUUGCCUGUAGAUCACUGGGUGCCACUAACAUAAGCCAGUCACUUGAGCUGCUGAGGCUAUACCCUCUCCACUUUAUUGAGAUUCUGGAAACAUUCUGUCUGCUUCCUGGAAAGCAUCCUUGUCUCCUUAAUACUUCAUUAACAAACUACCUCGUAAAAGAGGUUGCUUUCCAAAUUGUCCAGUGUUAAAUGAUUGCAUUUUCAAAAUGUGACAUUUUCAGGAGUAUAUUGUUUCUUGAAACCUAUAGCCCUUACGCACUGACAUAGUUUAUAGACAUUACUUGGGAAGAGUAUAGGAGUAGUAAUUUUUGCUGCUGUCCUACCAAGGAGAUUACACAAUGAAUAUAGAUUGUCUUCAGAGUUAAACAUUUAGAUUCCUGUAAACUUAGCCCUUUGACUUAGUAGAGUUAUGUAUACUGAGGAGAUUUUUAUUUAAUUUUUUCAGUAAUCUUGGGAAAUUUAUUUUUUAACCUGAGGAAAAACUUGGUUCUGCUUUAUAUGAAUAGUAGAGACCCUCUGAACACUAAGUAAUUCUGCCUAUUGCCAAAAAUUCUAGGACUUAUCCAUAAUUAAGCUCUUAGGAUUAUCUUAGGGUGGGCCCAGUUUCUCACUUAGCAAUGGUUAGCUAAAUUUCAAGAAAAAAACAAAUCUUGUUUUGAGCCUGACGAUUAUAUUCGUAAAUAAUAUUUUCCUUAUAAAUUACUUAGUUUGCCAACUCUUCUUCUCCUUGGACUUAGAGGAGGCAAUUAUGGAAAAACUUGGUAAUCUUUUUCUUAAUCUGUGAACUUAACACAGAAAGAACUAGAGUUUAAUAACUUUUAAUUCUUUUAUUGUAUUAUUUUUAUUAUAGCAGUUUGGGAAAAUAUCUUCAUAAUAUUUUAUCAGUUUUAUUCAGUGCUGGGGUGAUACUUUUUAAUUUUAAAAGACUGAUUUUAAUCAGGAAUUCCUAAUCUUCCAGUCUGUGAUCUGUUUUAUUUACUAGUUGUUAACUUAAUUCUAUGAAAAUUCUACUUGUUGAAACCAUGAUAUAAGGAUCUUGGGACUUUAAAUGAAGUACCUUUUUUUGUGUAGUUUUCAAAAUUUCUUUCAUCAUUUAAAUGGUUUCUAAGAUAAAAUAUUACCUUCCCUGUGAAUAUUCCUAGUUUUCUCUUAUAAUAGUCUAAAAGUCAGUGUUUCUCAGGUUUUUGGUUUUUUUUGUUUUGUUUUGUUUUGUUUUUUGGGUUUUUACGGGGCACCUACCUUAGAAUAAAUUAGAGGUCUUGUUUUUAUAUUGCAGAUUUGGGGCCAUAUUCCCAAUCCAUUCUUAGUUGGUCAUUUUGGAAUGAGACCUAGGUGAUGCUUAUGUGCAGUAAAAAUCUAAGAAUCUCUGUCUACGACUUUGUUUUCCUUGCCAUGAAUACCUUAGGAAAUAAAAACAAAUAGGCCAAUGUAAUUUUAAGUAGGUAUUCUUGUUUGUUACUUUUAUAAGAAUAUUUCACUUUCUAUUAUCAGGCUUUUGACUAGUUUUAAUUGUUGCCAUCCUCCUUCCAAAAGAAGCUCUCUGGGAAAAAUAUUUUGGGAUGCAACGCUUGUAAUUGUGCUUUCCAAAUUUUACAGUGAUAUUUUGACAGGAUAAUUCUUGUUAGGAGUAAUAUCCUAAUAGCUUUUAACAUGAACAUUUCCAUAGUUUAUUUUACCAGGAUAAACCUAGUACUUAAUGUAAGAAUCCAUGAAAGAAGCUAUUUGGGGCUCUCUUGAAGACAAUAUUUUUACUCUUUGCCUGAAGUAAGGAAAAUCAUGGUAGUAAAUGAUUUGGUAACAGUUAUCACACCUAAAAUUCUUAUUUUUUUUUCAGCUUUCAUUAAAACCCUGCAUAUCUGGCAUACCUUGGGCCAGUCUUUUGUUGGUGUUUGAUUUGUGAUCUUCUGCUUAUAUUUUCAGUUGUCUGUAUCAUCUGACUUCACAAGUUAAGUCUUCUUUAAAAUUGUACUUCAUUAAAAUUGUAUGUUUGAAUAUAUUUAAUUAAGAACUGAUGUACUGACUCAGGUUUGAUUUCUCAAGUUAUUGGAGACAAGUCAGGAGAAACACAUUUAAGGCAAAUUUCUAAGAAAAUUUAAGAAUAUGGGUUUAAGUUUUUCAUACAAAAGGAAUGCCUUGAGUUUAAAUCUGAGAUCCAUCGUUUAAAAGCUAUGGGUAGAGUUGACCUAAUAAUGUCAUGGGGUGUUUUUCCAGAAAAUACCACAUUCCUUGGAUUGCUAAGUGAUGUUGGUAAAUUCUGACUUCUCAGCAGUAGUUAAAAAGAAGUGAAACUUUUUUUUUUUUUAAGAUUUUUAUUUAUUUAUUUGACAGAGAGAGAAAUUGCACAAGCAGGGGAAACAACAGAGGGAGAGGGAGAAGCAGGCCCUCCGCUGAGCUGGGAGCCCGAUGCAGCACUUGAUCCCAGGACCCUGGGUCAUGACACGAGCCCAAGGCAGCCACUUAAACAACCAAGCCACCCAGGCACCCCAAGAAGUGAAACUUUUGAGUCUGAAAAAUACAAGAUCUGGUUAUGUUAGUAAAAUAGGUCAAAAAUUUUAAAAAAUUUCUCUAAAAAAAUAAAUAGUAAUAUUCUGAUUCACAUAAUAAAGGGGGAGAAUUUAUUCACAUAAAAUUCUGUUUAUGUUAAAGCAUAAACAGAAUAAAGUUCUGAUACAUGUCACAAAGUUUUAAGUCCAUGGGAUAUCAAUUAGAAGGGACCCUGGAGUCAUUUCACUCUGGUGACCAACUUUUAUUUAUAUACUAUAAGUAAUAUAAAAUGUGAAAUAUUUUGAUAAAUUAUUAGAAAUCAUGUGGGGGAGAAAAGUUCAACUGAUUUAGUUUAAUCCUAAUACAUUGUUUCCAUAUCAAAACAAAACAAUGAAACAAGAACUAAAUGCCUUAAGACUGUACAAUAGCUCAGCUGAGUCAUUAUUUGAACUUAAGUAGAUAGCCUGCCAUGAAUGAAAACCAGGCAAAACUAAGGUUGGUUUAUUCUUCCACUUAUGUGGAUAAGAACAUGUCUGUGUAAUUCACACUUACACGAGAAAAUGAAAGCUACAAAGCUUUAUAAAUUGGAAGAGAAAAUAUGGAAAAAAUGCCCCAAAUACAGUAACAAUUUACCUGGCACCACUGACAGGUAACUAAUGUGCAUGAGUUAAUUCUUCAUGUAGGUGAGGCAAAUUCAUUUAUUCAUAACAAUUUUUUAAAUAGUUGAAUGGGAAAACUUAUGGAAUGUACCUUCCGUACUUUUUUCUAGAAUAUUAAGGAUCUAAUAACCUUUUCUUUGUCAUCUUUAAGAAUAUUAGUUCCUAUCAUGGGGUGGUAAACAGAAAUGCACCCUUAGGGACUGCUAAGAUGGAUGAGGUUAUGUGUCCUCCUGCUCUGUGACCCUGCAAUGCUGUGCUUUUUGAGCUAUGUCUCAUGUUCACGGUUUCUCUAUCUUUCCUUAAAAUCAGCUGUCACUUUUUGCUGCUGUCUUGGGUGCCUGCCUCUUGCACUAGGCCCCUGAUUUGCUGCUUCUAGUCUGCUGUGGCCUGAGAAACCGGAUUUCCAAGCUUGCUAGAAUUGUGUCUAAAAUAAGAGUAAGUAGACUGAAAGAAGGCUAAGGGGCUUUUUCUGUCAGUUAAGUGCAUGGACUUUGUGGGACCUGUUUGGCUGCUUAGCAUACUUCUGUUUGCCUCUUCCUUCUUUACUAAAAACUUGCUAAAAAUACUUGGUUGAAUAUGUGAUUGCCAUAUAUUUAAGGUAUUAAUCCAGUUUUUAUACGUUAAUGUUCCUAGGACUCUCCAUUAAUGAAUUCAGCUGUAAAAGAAAAUUCAGCUACCAUCUUUGUACAAAUCAUUGUGUAUAUUUUAGGAAAAUGUUAAAUGUUUUGUUCUUGUUGAUUGUUCCUAGUAUAGGACAUAGACUGAAAACUUAGAGCAUUAUAAAUGUGACUCCAGCUCUGUUCACCAAGAUUUUAUGUUCUAGAACUAUAAGUUUGAGACUAAACAUGCAUGGCUAAUUUGGUAAAAACUGGCUAACUGAAUAUUUGGAGAAUGAUUCAUUCUGGAUAUCCACGUUUUCUAUAGAGCUUAAACCCCUUUAAGCAUUAAAAAUUUUUGGAAUAAUUUCUGAAGGUAAUCCCUUUUAAAACAGUAUGCAUUGCUGUGUUAUUAAACAAUAUAUGAAAAUCAUUUUAAUCUUUUUUGAUGUCAGAAUGAUCAUUAUUAACAAGUUAUCAUAGCUAUGUGCCCUUUUCCUAAGUGGUUGCAUUCUGCUGUGCUUUUUUCAUUUUCUUGUCUUUGUUUUCUGUUAGUAGUUCUGAUUCCUCCAAUUCCUGCAGUUACUGCUUGCUUAAGUGUACCCAUAGCAAUGGCCUUUCUCCACCUUCGUAAUGCUCCUUCUAGUCUGCUUUAGUUUCGGAAACCAGGUAACUAAAACAGCUACAGUAAUGUAUAAAGUAAGAAUAAACUGACUUGGUGAAGACUAGAAAACUGGAUUAUACUUAAACACAUGGAUUUUGUGGCUAUCUAUUACUCACUACCUAUUUCAUUAUCUUUAAAAGAAAUGAAGUUACUCAGUUCAGUACCUGCUCUCAAAAUAGAAGAGCUGUUAUUAUACAAAGGGAAUCAUUUUGUUUCUAUACUUUACCUUCUCUAUAUUCUAUCCUUCAAUUUUUUUUUUUGGCUCUGAUUAAAACCAGUCCACUCAAAUUAGCAUUUUCUGCAGUACUCUCUAAAUGAAUUGGAUACCACAUGCUGCUAAGAAUGUCCUUGGCUAGUUUGGUUUUGUUUUUAUAGAGAUGCAUCUUCAUUUCUGAAACAUGAAGUAGGUUAAGUCCUGGGAAAUAUCAAAAUGAUCAUUAUUUUUAUCUCAGAGAGCUGAGAAGUAAUAAGGUUUUUAGACUCUAGGCAGUUUUACCCCCCAAAGAAUUUAUUCUUAAUGCAGGAUUUUAAGACUGUGUCUUUGUUUUCUCUCAAUGAAAUGUAUGUUAAAAGCUUGCCAAAAGUUAUCAGUGUUAGAUCUAAUGAUAUAGGCAGGUAUUUGAAUGACUAAAUUCCCAGUGUCAUUCUAUAUUUGGCAUGUUUAAAUUAUCAUUUAAUAUGUUAAGUACGCAUGAUGAUUUUUCUCUCGAAUUAAAAAUAAACAUGAAAUGUGCAUGUUAUAAUGCUUGCAAGUUUAAAAUUCAAAUCUGUCUAGAAAAGGAUAGCCUGCCUUUGAAUAACUUAGUUUUACCAAGAGGCUGAUUAUGUCGUAGUCCAUCCAUUGCUUCAUCCAUCCAUCAUAUACAAGGUAAUUGGAAAAUCAGUCUGUGGCCAUGACUCAUCACCUAAAUUAUCCAUAUCCUACUGGAAGGGAAUUAUGAUAUAAUUCUCAUUUAAAAAUAGAUGACCCAAACCCGUGUCCUGAGACCCACUACAGAGUAGCCGUGAUGCUAAACCCUGGUUGGUGGUACAAGGAGAAAAAUUCUCCUUGACUGUAGUUGUGAGAGGAAAGUGAUUCUACUUAGUGUAAUUACUAGAAGUCAAAAAGAGGAUAAAAUGAUUCCAGGAUUCAUAAAUACAAAAGCAUAGCAUGAAGGAGUUGAUUUUAUGAAUAAGGAAUUGAUUUUAUGGAAAUCCUAAAAUGUGUGAUAAAUUAAAAUGCAUAUGCUAUUUUUAAAAAUGCUAUACAUUUUAACGUGUCAGCAAUUGAGUUACUUUGUUUCAUCGCGAUUUACUGAAUUUCAUUUGGCACGUGGGAAACAUGUUAUUGAAAUAGGACAGUCAGUUGUGUAUACUUCUGACACACUUUUUCAAAAUGAAUAUAUUCUCUCAGUCAUUGUAGAAAUACAUAUUUCCCCUCAUAUUUGUAUCUUAAGAGUUUCUCAAUAUAAGGGAUAAUUCUACUGUUUUAAACUUUACAUUUUUUACUUUUAUAGCAUUUCCUAAAGGUUGGCUGCCUACAAAUGAGUUUAUUUCAUCUUUGAACAUCUUUUCUAAAACUAAAGCAUGUCUUUUUAUAAGUUUAUUUUUGAUGCUAUCCUGAGAAAUUAGAUAUAUUUUUUCCUCUCCCAAGUAAAUUUAAGAUUAAUUCCAUUUUUAAAGUCAAAGUAUUUUCUGCACAGUACUAGCACCUGGCAACGUACAGAAAACUCCAGGAAUGCCACUCCCAUUCCUGAAAGAUUGCUAUAUGGUCCUGGUACAGCCCUGGAGGUCCAUAUGGGUGAAAACCCCAGAAGUCACCUGAGCUGAAAGAACUCCCAAGGAGUUUGGUUUUGUUUGGGUUUGUUCUAGGUAUGGUCCCAGGGAUCCCAGAUCAAACCAGGCCCCUGGGCCUAUCCUAGAACCAACCUAAACUCGCGCAUCAUUCCUGGAACAUCAAGUGUUUGAAGACUGAAGAGAAUCUGAGGCUGACUAGACAUCCUACGUUCACCAAAACUCAUUUUUCUUUGUAUGUGUGUGACAGUUUGCAAAAAUUGGUUGGUUAAUCCUUCUCCAAUUAAAGGAAUAAUGAUGGAUAGCAAGAUAAAGUCUAUCAGACUUUGACAUUAUAGUAAUUAAUCAUAGUAGCAAUGUGAUAUGAAAUAUGGUUAUUACUAAUGGCUGGUGGGAGAGCUGUUCUUAUCAGAUCUCUAUCGCUAUUUUAUGGUUAAACAAUUUAGCCACGAAGAAAAAAGUUUCUCCCCCAAAUUAAUGGUUUCUGUUUUGUUUUUUUCACUUUCUACUCAACAAUAUGAUAACAGUCUCAUUCAAUUGUGCAGUUUCUGAAAGGCAUUUGGUCUUUGCCCUGUAACUCCAAUGCCAAUUAAUUUUAAGUUUUUGAUUCUGGAGGCCAAUGUCUUUUUAAUCUUAUUGAAUCCACCAUAUCACUUGGAGCUUGGUUUUUAGGUUUAAGUCUGGGAAGAACCUUAGUCUGAUUUGUAGAUACCAAGUCGCUUGUCAGAUUCAUUGUAAGCUGUGAUUCAGAAUCUGCUAUGGUUGAUGGAAACAAGCUAGGAUGAUAGAGUGGAAAUGGAUUAAUACCUCAGAGAUUGCCAACGUAUUCUGCAGAAUAAGAUUUUUAGUAAGUUUCUUUAUUUUUGUACCCUGCUGCUCUGGAUUUUUAAAAGAUUGUGACCUACUUGAUUCAUCACAUGGUCUCACAUCAGAACUGUGACAUUACUAUACUUAAUUUGAGGACAGGAUUUCUGAAAAGGCAUGAAAAGCCCCCAAAUCCAAAGGUUAUGAUACACAGUGGAAAUGUAUACUUUUGGUAAUACUGACAUUUCAAUAGGUUUAGACUAUGAUUGAAAUAACUGCAGAUAAAUCAGGGACUCCCAACUAUGAAAAGAGCUCCAAACUGUGCUGUUCCUCUAAGCCUUGUCACCAGAAAAAUUGGAUCAAUGAGUUAUCCUUUAAAAUAGCACUGUGAGCUUGAGGCUCGUUCUGAAGAAUUCAACCCUGGGAUUAGUUCUGUACCAUAUUCAUCACAUAGAUGCUUCAUCCUGUGGGUUCUAUUAUUUUUGCCUUUUUAAAUCGUAUUGUGUUUACCCUUCUCAGUGUUUUCCUGUUUGCACAAUGUUUCCUGUUUACAUAAAUCAAAACACUACACAUGUUAGUAUAUGUAUAUAUUGAUAAAAUAGUAGACCUUGGAUCUGAAGCUCUUUGGAUUUUGAUGCCUUUUAAUGUCACAUGAUUUAAAUGCAUUUACUGUCCUAUAAAUUCACUCUUAAUUUAUACUUCAUUUCUUUGGAUUUGUUUUUUCUAAUGAACUAUAUUAGAAUUUAAAUAGUGUCUUUAUAUUAGUGUCUUCCAAAAUUUAUGGCAUUUUGCAUUCAGCCUGAAAUGUGUCAAUCCAUCUUAUGUUUAUGUACAGUAAGUGUUCUCAGUAUUGGGGGGGAGGGCGUGUGCAUUCUCUUUUAACAUUGUAUGAACACUGAAAACAGGAAUGUGUGAACUAUCUUAACAGGGUUCAGGCUUGUUUACAUAGUAAAUUUCUGUAGUCAGUCUUCCUUCUUCAUUUAACACUGGAGUGUUAAGCUCUAUUUUUUAAAAAAUAUCAUUUAAGAAUAUUCUUUCAGUGAUAUUUUAAUUUUUACUUUCUGACUACUUAUAUUUUAUGUAGAACUGUACAUUUCCUACCUGAAGACUUGAGAUUAUAAUAGCCUUUCUCACUUGAUGUAUUUUAUCAUAUCAAAUCUUUAAGAGAUUUUUACAAGAAUGAACAGGUUUGUAUAUGUCUGCAUUACUGUUGUUCCUCCUAAGCUUAACAAGUCUCUAAUAAAAUCUGUACUUCUUUGUGUCUU
Mustela lutreola (European mink) is the source of this 11549-nucleotide messenger RNA. RefSeq names its product vezatin, adherens junctions transmembrane protein (gene VEZT). Gene Ontology annotation, biological process: cell-cell adhesion. Lineage: Eukaryota; Metazoa; Chordata; Mammalia; Carnivora; Mustelidae. The transcript is spliced from 13 exons. Gene Ontology annotation, molecular function: myosin binding. Gene Ontology annotation, cellular component: plasma membrane. The record is from RefSeq and is a predicted model, not a curated record. Bases 623 to 2506 code for a protein of 627 amino acids.